ACUUUCUAACUUUCAGCUUCCAUCAUUUUCUUCACUCCAGCUAGCUGCACUAACUUUCAACCUCCACCACUUUUGUUUCAUACUAAGGGAAACCCUACCUUGAUAUAUCAUAGCCUUGUCUAGAAUGGAUGAGAGAAUUGAGAAGUUGAAGCAGGUUGCUCAACAUGGAAAUAUUGAUGCCUUUUACAUGUUAAUUCGGGAGGAUGCAAAGCUUUUGGAGGCUAUUGAUGAGCUACCGUUUGUUGAUACUCCUUUACACAUAGCCGCAUCAGUUGGGAACAUCCCGUUUUCCAUGGAGAUGAUGAGAUUAAAGCCAUCACUUGUCAGCAAGCCAAAUCUAGAUGGAUUUAGCCCUCUUCACCUUGCUCUUCUAAAUGGGAAAAUUGAGAUGGUGCGUAGGCUUCUACAGGUCGAUGGGGACCUUGUCCGUGUGAAAGGAAAGGAAGGUAUCACCCUUUUGCAUUUUGCAGCAGCGAUAGAUGAUCACCUUGAUCUAUUAGUUGAAUUUCUAUCAGUUUGUCCCCAUUCUAUUGAAGAUGUGACAAUUCGAAACGAGACUGCUCUACAUAUUGCUCUAAAAUUCAACAAUUUGGAAGCUUUUAAACUCUUGGUGGGAUGGCUCCGACAAAAUAGGUCUAAAAAUGCCAUGUUUUGGGAGAGGAAAGUUUUAAACUGGAAGGAUGAUGAAGGCAACACUGUAUUGCAUGUUGCAGUAUCCAAAAAUCAACCCAAGGCAAGCUCUCUUCAUUACUCAAUUUACAUACUAAAGAAACUAUAAAGCUUGUGUUGUAAAUGUUUAAAACCA
Messenger RNA from Quercus lobata, 805 nucleotides. Its product is annotated as ankyrin repeat-containing protein BDA1-like. The transcript has a single exon. Gene Ontology annotation, molecular function: protein binding. The record is from RefSeq and is a predicted model, not a curated record. Lineage: Eukaryota; Viridiplantae; Streptophyta; Magnoliopsida; Fagales; Fagaceae. Bases 125 to 778 code for a protein of 217 amino acids.